AUGGCGCCGCCAAAUUUUGCCAUCUUCAAUCAGGCUCGCACGCAGUAUCGAGGAACCGCUCAGUUGCACACCUUUGCCACCGACCUGGGCGACCUUCUGGAAGCCAAUGCGAGAAUCGACCAUCUGGAAGAGAAUUUGACCGACCGUCAGAAGGAUCGGCGCAGAUUCGACAAGAUUCAGAGUCUUGAGCCAAAACUCAACAAGCAGAUUGUCAAGCUGAGGCAGGAGAUUUACGACGAGGAGCGAAAGGUGUCCAAAGUGCAAAACGAGACGAAUCAAGCGGAAUGGUGGACCAAGACUGUGAAGGGCAUGACUGGCAAGACAGGCCCGUUAAGUGAGGCGGAGAAGCUCGUUGCGAAGGUGGUUUCGGACUUUCUCACACGCUUUGAGCUUCCUCAACAGAUCCUCGACCCUACCUGGAUGGCUGGCUACGAAGCAUACAUUAGCGAUCCCACCAACAAGCCGACCAAUCCUGACGUCUUCGAGACGGACGACACUGCCGUCAUGGACCUCUUCGCCAACAGCAACGGCCUCGUACAACGCCAUUCGUCUGGUCGCGGCUACACUAUCCACAGCAUUGUGCAAUUCCUGCAGUCCGCCAGCGCCAACCUGUCCGAACUUCGGAAAUCGUACACUGAGCUAGAGGAUCAGCACGCCCAGGACAUUGAGAGUCUCAUGGAGGACAAGGAAUCUGCAGUCGAUGAAAAGGAGACGGAGGUUCGGGACGCAAAGGAAGAGGGUCAGCAGUGGAAGAACAAGUACGAUGAGCUGUCCUCGAAGCAUCAAUCGUGUGAGGCCGUGGCACAGGAGCGUGACCAAUUGAAAGAGAAGGAAACAGAAUUCGACACCGCCAUCAAGCGCACAGCCCAGCUCGAGACAGAUCUCCAGCCUCUUCGUGAAGAAGUGGAGCGACUGAAGGAGGACGUUGAGCAGGAAAAGAGCCUUCGAGUGAAGGCUGAACAAGAUCUCGCCAAGGAGAAGUCCAAGCAGACUCCGCUCGAGCGUGACCUCGAAGGCUUCCAGGGCAAGCUCGAAGAGUAUCUCCACGACUAUGAGGAAGAGAAGACCGCCCGCGAGGAGGCCGAGCAGCAAACGUCGGACAUCAAGGUCGAGAUGCAAGGUCUCCAGGAGAACAACACCGACCUCACCGCCCUCAGCAAGCAGCUCGUCGAGUGUUACAUCAAGUCCGAUCGGUCUUGUCCGAUGGACAUUUCGCUGUUCUUUCCCCUCCUCCCUGACAGCAGCUUCGACUUGGAAAUGAGUGUGGCGGCCCAAAGCCGAUCCCAAGCCAAUCUGGUCCACUACUACGCCGACCGCGAUCUCGACAAUGGAUACGAUUUGUACGCCCUCAUCGCCGAGCAGAUUGGCGUCCGUGUCAACAACGCCCCGACCGAUCCCCUCAGCCGAGCUAUCGUACUGGAGCGAGCCAUCAUGACAAGACUCAUCAACGCCCCAAGCGUCGUAACAGCGACUGUCGUCUUCCGCCAGGCCCUGAAGUUGGCCGCGUUGGUGAACUUUCCGAGUGACGCCUUUCUCUUACUGUGUGCCGUGUUCGAGACUUUGCACAAGUGGUUCCCUCAUGCCAACGCCACUAACUACACUACCCUCAUGGAGACCGUGCUGGACCGCCGCUACUUGGCGCUGCAACCCGGCGAGCUCCCUCCACUGCUCGACCAAGUCUGCAUUUACCAUCUCGGCCUCACCCUACCGUCGCCGUCAGACAAGUUUCAACUAUACUCCGCCGGUGUUCACAACGCCUUGACCGACAUCACGAUCAACUCCGAGCACUAG
Molecule: messenger RNA, 1791 nt
Organism: Zymoseptoria tritici IPO323
Lineage: Eukaryota; Fungi; Ascomycota; Dothideomycetes; Mycosphaerellales; Mycosphaerellaceae
Exons: 2
Coding region: 1-1791 (596 amino acids)
Source: RefSeq, a predicted model, not a curated record